UUGCCGAGGGCCUGUGCACUCCCGGGAUUAGUCGGGGCUCAAAGAGACUCGGACACCCGGUGCAAAUCAAAAAAAAUAUAUGAUCACGAGACUGUAGCUCUUCGAGGGAUUAAAACCAUCAGAAACAUAACGUGCUUAUAUUUGGAAAUUGAUUUACAGGAAGGAUGUCGUGGCCUUGUAAGGGGUGCUGAAAAGUUUGAUGCUUCAAAAGGUUUUAAGUUCUCAACAUAUGCUCAUUGGUGGAUUAAACAGGCUGUUAGGAAGUCGCUUUCUGAUCAAUCCAGGACAAUUCGGUUGCCGUUUCACAUGGUCGAGGCAACUUAUAGAGUUAAGGAAGCAAGAAAGCAAUUAUAUAGUGAAAAUGGUAGACAUCCUGACGAGGAGGAACUAGCUGAAGCAACGGGAUUGUCAAUGAAGAGGCUCACUGCUGUGAUGCUAACUCCUAAAGCUCCAAGAUCACUUGACCAGAAAAUUGGAUUCAACCAAAAUCUCAAACCUUCGGAAGUGAUUGCAGACCCUGAAGCCAAAACAUCAGAAGAGACAUUGAUCAAGCAGUUCAUGAAACAGGACCUACAGAAGGUUUUAGAUACCCUGAAUCCAAGGGAGAGGCAGGUUAUUCGAUGGCGAUUUGGACUGGAAGAUGGGAGGAUGAAGACAUUGCAAGAGAUUGGGGAAUUAAUGAGCGUAAGCCGGGAGAGAAUCAGGCAAAUUGAGUCUAGUGCAUUCCGCAAGUUAAAGAACAAGAAAAGAACGAAAAAUUUGCAGCAAUAUAUUACUGCUUAAGAGUCCACAAAAAUAGGAGUAUUCACUUUCUAUAGUUCAUUGAGUCUUCAUUGUUUGAUAGGAAAAGUUGGUUCUUCUUUAACAAUUUUUUUUUUUUGUUCAGAACUUUGCAAACAUUUUGUGCAUAAUACAAAAAAUUUGGUUCAAAUGAU
Molecule: messenger RNA, 935 nt
Organism: Nicotiana tabacum (common tobacco)
Lineage: Eukaryota; Viridiplantae; Streptophyta; Magnoliopsida; Solanales; Solanaceae
Source: RefSeq, a predicted model, not a curated record